Messenger RNA from Hippocampus zosterae (dwarf seahorse), 1600 nucleotides. Its product is annotated as fer3-like protein. NCBI's taxonomy places the organism in Eukaryota, Metazoa, Chordata, Actinopteri, Syngnathiformes, Syngnathidae. Bases 491 to 1129 code for a protein of 212 amino acids. Gene Ontology annotation, molecular function: RNA polymerase II transcription regulatory region sequence-specific DNA binding; protein dimerization activity; DNA-binding transcription factor activity, RNA polymerase II-specific. Gene Ontology annotation, biological process: developmental process; regulation of transcription by RNA polymerase II. The record is from RefSeq and is a predicted model, not a curated record. The transcript has 2 exons.
AAUUCUCCAUACAUCGCGCGUGCUAAAAAAUCAAUGCAAACGCGGCACUUGUGGUCAUGAAAUGAGAUUUGGAAGACUUUUGAAAGGGCUUCCGUGUGUUUUUGACAGUAGUCAGCUGAGCUUAAAUAGAUCCGAAGGCGGCCAUUCAUUCACAGGCCCGGCGUGGGCCUGCUGGGCCACUUCAUGAGCGCCGCAAGUCCUCAACUCACUAAAUAGUGUUUUGUCAAUAUUAGCGGGGUUGGGGAGGGGGGUCCUAUAAUUGGACACGUGCCCCCCCCCCUUCCCCCUCCAUUCUUUUUGUCAUUUGGAGAUCAACCGAUCCCUUUGUAAUUGUUUUUUAGCGAGGCUUUCUCAAGAGGCUCCUUUGAGAAAACACGGAGGCCAUGGAGGUAUUUAACGCCCGCCGCGGUGACGCGCAACGUCACUCGGUCAGCCACGAGCGCGGCGGCCUCCCUCCCCGCCACCUGCUCAAAAAUCACCACACCGCGCCAUGGAGGACGUUCUGUUCGAUCUGGACCAAGAUGCCUCGCCGGAUUUCGCCUUCUGGGGUCAGAUGGAGCAAAACCUGCAGUUCCAGACGCAGCUGGACACGUUGCUGCUGGACUGCGGGGGUGGCGGCGGCGCGGCGGCCGUUGGCCAGCUGUCGCCCUGGUCCUCGCUGGGCUGCCAGUCGGUGUUCCCCGAGGCGCAGCUCACCUUCGCCGACUUUGACGCGCAGUCCCCCGGCGACGACGACGAGGAGGCGGACGACUUCGGCGCCGACGAGUCGUCGGAGGCGGGCAAGCGGCAGCGCGGCGCGCGCCGGCUGCAGGUGUCGCAGCAGCCGUACAAGGUGCAGCGGCACGCGGCCAACAUCCGCGAGCGGAAGCGGAUGCUGAGCAUCAACUCGGCCUUCGAGGAGCUGCGCUGCCACGUGCCGACCUUCCCGUACGAGAAGCGGCUGUCCAAGAUCGACACGCUGCGGCUGGCCAUCGCCUACAUCGCCCUCCUCAGGGAGAUCCUCAUGUCCGGAUGCGACCCCAAGUCCUACGUGGACGAGUGCAUGAAGAGCGGAUACAAGAACCACACCAACGCCAUUUGGAACACGAGCGAUCUGACAGCUCGUCUUUCUUGGAUAAAGUGGGAUUAGUUGAGGGCUGUGGGGCACCCCCCCCCUCCACCCCCUCGAAUGCGGAGAUCUCCGUCUUGCUCUCUCCUCGACAUCUGCAGACUUCUCACUGGGUCGCACGCACCUCAGGCUUUUGAUAUUGUAAUUUACGGUCGACUGGUCAUUGAGAGCCUUUGCCAGCGAGGCCUUGGCGGGACGGAAAGGCCGUGGGCAUUGUUUGCCCAAAUGGAUGCCACUUGUCACAUUGCAGCGAGUGACUGAGAGAGGGGUUGGGGUUGGGGGGGGUAAGGCACGCUGGCAUGAGGCUUCCCGGGGCCCUUCCAUCCCGCGCUGGAGUGUGUGAGAAAAGAGUCUUGAUCAUGUAAAUGAGACGACAGUGAAACCCAGAUGACGGCACGACGGCGGCUUGCCGACACUUUUGUUUGUUUCUCGCCUCAUUUAUCUAUUUAUUUAUUUAUUGAAAUCCUAAUUAUGGCUAAUUUAUGCUUUAAA